Messenger RNA from Corylus avellana, 772 nucleotides. RefSeq names its product photosystem I subunit G (gene PSAG). The record is from RefSeq and is a predicted model, not a curated record. Gene Ontology annotation, biological process: photosynthesis. NCBI's taxonomy places the organism in Eukaryota, Viridiplantae, Streptophyta, Magnoliopsida, Fagales, Betulaceae. Gene Ontology annotation, cellular component: photosystem I; chloroplast thylakoid membrane.
AGGCCUCAAACUCAUCUUCUGCUCCAACACAUAUAUCAUAAUCUACAGAUCGAGUUGAGACCUAGCUAGCUAGCGUCCUCCUAAUUAAGCAAUGGCAUCCUCCUCCUCCACUCUGUACUCCACCCCAGCCUUCUCACCCACCAUCCAGAGGGGUGGUGGCUUGAGCCACAUCAUCACUCCUUCCAACAUCUCCUUCCAAGGCCUCAGGCCCCUCACCAAGCUGAGCGCCACCACCAAGCUGAGCGCCACCACCCCCAAAAGAAGGAUGAGUAGUAUUGUGAAGGCAGAGGCUCUGAACCCAGCGCUGGUGAUAAGCCUGAGCACAGGGCUAUCCCUGUUCUUGGGGAGGUUCGUGUUCUUCAACUUCCAGAGGGAGAACGUGGCGAAGCAGGUGCCUGAGCAGAACGGGCUGACCCACUUCGAGGCCGGUGAUACUCGUGCCAAGGAGUACGUUAGCCUCCUCAAAUCAAACGACCCAGUUGGGUUCAACAUCGUUGACGUCCUUGCUUGGGGUUCCAUCGGCCACAUCGUCGCUUACUACAUCUUGGCCACUUCCAGCAACGGCUAUGAUCCCAAGUUCUUCGACUGAUUUUAUUUUCCCUGUAACUUUGUAAUAUGUAUAGUUUAUUUUUAGCCUGGGGCUGGGGGUAUCGGAGUUUAAUUUCUUCUCUUUAUUUUUGUCUUUAGUUUCAUUUAAUUUCCUUGUUUGAUUCAUCAUGGGUUUGCAUGAAAAAGUCAAGUGGCAGAUCGAGGGUUGUGCUUUCUUAAUUUA